Molecule: messenger RNA, 1539 nt
Organism: Salvia miltiorrhiza (redroot sage)
Lineage: Eukaryota; Viridiplantae; Streptophyta; Magnoliopsida; Lamiales; Lamiaceae
Product: lysine histidine transporter-like 6
Exons: 7
Coding region: 143-1456 (437 amino acids)
Cellular component (GO): plasma membrane
Source: RefSeq, a predicted model, not a curated record
UUAGUUGAUGCAACUCAAAUUAUUAGGAGAAAAUAAAAAGUAGGCCAAUAAGGUGUCAUGUGUCAACUUUUGGCCAUACUAGUAUAAGUGAUGAGCCGCUACAAAUACAUGAUGAUACGCACUUCACACUUCCAUUGCAAAAAUGGUUUCAUCUUCUCCCCCACAAUCUAAAGAAAUUCCAUCAGAUGAGAAAUGGGUAGAAGAGGGCAGCCGGCGUAACGCAAAAUGGUGGUAUUCCACUUUCCACACCGUGACGGCCAUGGUCGGCGCCGGCGUUCUGAGCCUGCCGUACGCCAUGGCCUACUUAGGAUGGGGAGGUGGAACAUUUGUGAUGGCCCUGUCAUGGUGCGUGACCCUCCACACCAUGUGGCAGAUGACGCAGCUCCACGAGUGCGUCCCCGGCGUGCGCUUCGACCGCUACUACGACCUCGGCCGCCACGCCUUCGGGCCGAGGCUGGGCCCCUGGAUAGUGCUCCCCCAGCAGCUCAUCGUCCAGGUUGGCUGCGACAUUGUCUACAUGGUCACCGGCGGCAAAUGCCUCAAGAACUUCAUGCAGAUCGCCUGCGCCCACUGCACUCCGAUUAGGCAGUCUUACUGGAUUUGCAUCUUCGGCGGCCUCCAUUUCUUCCUCUCGCAGCUCCCGGACUUCCACUCUGUCUCCGCCGUCUCACUGGCCGCCGCCAUCAUGUCGCUUUGCUACUCCAGCAUCGCGUGGGCGGGCAGCCUCGCCAAGGGGCGGGCCCCCGACGUGAGCUACGGCUACAAGAAGACGAGCGGGGUGGACGCUAUGUUCCGCGUGUUCAACGCGCUGGGGCAGAUCACGUUUGCGUAUGCAGGGCACGCCGUGGCGCUGGAGAUUCAGGCCACCAUUCCGUCCACGCCGGAGAUGCCGUCGAGGGUGCCGAUGUGGAAGGGCGCCGUGUUGGCGUAUUUCAUCAAUGGGAUAUGCUACUUCCCCGUAGCACUCAUCGGCUACUGGGCCUUUGGACAGGAUGUUCCCGACAAUGUUCUUGUUGCGCUCAGUAGGCCUUCCUGGCUCAUUGCUGCUGCUAACUUGAUGGUCGUCAUUCAUGUCAUUGGAAGCUAUCAGGUUUAUGCAAUGCCAGUUUUCGACAUAAUUGAGAGAAGUACGAUGAAGAGAUUGGGCAUCUCGCGUGGGAUUCUGCUCAGGCUUAUAGUUCGUUCUGCUUAUGUUGCUUUCACGCUAUUUAUUGGUGUGACAUUCCCUUUCUUUGGCGAUCUGCUUGGUUUCUUUGGUGGAUUUGGGUUUGCUCCAACUUCUUACUUUCUACCUAGCGUGAUAUGGCUGAGAAUUAUGAAACCGCCGAGAUUCAGCCUCUCCUGGAUUAUCAAUUGGGCAUGUAUAUUUUUUGGAGUGUUCAUCAUGGUGGCAUCAACAGUCGGCGGCCUGCGAAAUAUUAUUGUGGAUUCCUCAACUUAUGAAUUUUACUCAUAAAUAAAAAAUUAAUCUCGCUCUUAUGUAUGGCACAAGCCUAUGAUUUUAUGCUUGCAAAUUAAAUAUAAGGACGGCAUUUUCAU